AUGCUCCGGCGAGCUAAUAGCGAAGAGAGUCUUCUGACGCUCAUCUCGGCGGCCCAGCUGAGUGCCACUCGGGAUGCGGGACGCGCCGCGGGCGACGACAGUUCUAUAUGGUCUGCUGUUUCUGAAGAGACAUAUUCCAUUGGAUCACUUCCACUAUUUGGCACGAGAAUCCUGGCGUACACGAGGAUCCGCGAGCUUCCGAUCUUGGCGGGUACUUUGAAAUCGGAGCUUGCGUGUUACCUUUCUACGAGCGUGGUGAAGGAAGGUGGGCCUCCUUUGCUUACUGUGCACUCGAAUAAGUUUCACUUUUUGGCUAGGAAUGCUCCACUACUUACGAUUUGCCGGGACGGGUCUGAUUUUUGCAAGGUGUAUUUCAAGAUUAUUUCUAAUAACUUGACCUGCUACGUUUUCAUGUUUGACGAGGGCGAGAAGCUCUUCCUUUUUAAUAAUGCGAUUAAGCCUUCUCUGGAUAUGAUCUAUAAGGGUACGAGAAUGCGGAUCUUUGGCGCCUCGGGCGCUGCUUCUACGUAUGGAAAUGGCCACAUUAAAGCUUUUGCCCUUUCUGACAACUCACCUGUUUUGGCUGACGGCCUAAUACCUCCAGAUUCUGCUGCAACGAUAAAGGAUGUUAAGAUUAAGUUUUCAGAGCACAGUCCGCUUUACGAUGCCGUCACCAAGCAGCGUAAAACCCAAGUGUCUCAAAUACUUGCGCUGGGAGAACCGCUUGUCAAUUAUCCUGUUGCCAGUUUCCUAGAUCACGGAAAGCAGAAGGUGGAUGGGGUCAAGUUGGAUGGAGCAAUUCGUAUUUUUGAAGCAAACAACGGUGAAGACUCAGAAGUCAGCCGAGACACUUUAAUUCUUACCACCGUGAUGUUGGUGUUGACGGAACAGGAGGUACGUAAGAUGAGAGGUAACAACAAGCCUUCUUACGUCAGGCCUCCAGAGCAUGUCUGA
Candidozyma haemuli is the source of this 954-nucleotide messenger RNA. RefSeq lists its product as uncharacterized. The coding region runs from base 1 to 954 and encodes 317 amino acids. The transcript has a single exon. NCBI's taxonomy places the organism in Eukaryota, Fungi, Ascomycota, Pichiomycetes, Serinales, Metschnikowiaceae. The record is from RefSeq and is a predicted model, not a curated record.